Myripristis murdjan (pinecone soldierfish) is the source of this 1638-nucleotide messenger RNA. RefSeq names its product trifunctional nucleotide phosphoesterase protein YfkN-like. Gene Ontology annotation, biological process: nucleotide catabolic process. The transcript is spliced from 10 exons. Gene Ontology annotation, molecular function: hydrolase activity. Bases 1 to 1638 code for a protein of 545 amino acids. The record is from RefSeq and is a predicted model, not a curated record. NCBI's taxonomy places the organism in Eukaryota, Metazoa, Chordata, Actinopteri, Holocentriformes, Holocentridae.
AUGUCGGAUGAUUUGUCAGCUAAAAGUGCCGCUAAAACAUGCAGACAACCUGAAUUAGUGUUAACAAUUUUACAUUUCAACGACGUGUAUGAACUAGAUGCCAGAACUGAAGAUCCCGUUGGCGGGGCAACAAGGUUUGCCACUGCUUUACAAGAAUUCCAGUCUCUGAAUCCCUUGCUGGUUUUCAGUGGUGAUUGCCUGAGCCCUUCCUUGCUUAGCACAGUCACAAAGGGAAGGCAUAUGGUAGAUAUUCUCAAUAAAUUAGGAGUCCAUUGUGCUGUGUAUGGUAAUCAUGAGUUUGAUUUUGGUGUCGACCACUUGGAAGAGAUGACAGCAGAGAUGACAUUCCCUUGGUUUCUGAGCAACAUCUAUGACAAGUUUACCUCACUGCCUCUGGGACACGGGAAGGUUAAAAGAAUAUUGCUGUGGAACGGCAUGAAGAUCGGCAUCAUGGGUUUGGUGGAGGAAGACUGGUUUGAGCUGUUGGGAACAAUAGACAAGGACAACAUCCUCUAUGUGGACUAUGUUGAAGCAGCCAACCAGCUGUCCACAGAGCUCAGAGAGCAGGGAGCAGAUCUGGUUGUGGCUCUAACACAUAUGAGAUGGCGCAACGACAUCAGACUAGCAUCGGAGGCCAAAGGGCUUAAUCUAAUCUUAGGGGGUCAUGACCAUGAGUACGGGGUCCUGGAGGUGAAUGGGAUCCUGAUAGUGAAGAGUGGAAGUGAGUUCAGGUACCUGUCCAGGAUAGAGGUGGCAAAGGACCAGGAUGGGUCUUUCCACUUUGGCUGCCAUAAAAUUACCAUUCACAAAGACCUAAAGGAAGAUGCUGACAUCAAACAGAUUGUUGACAAAUACAAUAACAAUGUUCAACACAUGUUCAUGGAAGUCCUAUGCCAUACGGAGGUGGACUUAGAUGGGCGUUAUGCCACAGUCAGAAAUAGAGAGUGCAACCUGGGUAAUCUGAUCACCAAUGCCAUGCUGGAGGCUACAAAUGCAGAGGUGGCAAUUUUGAAUUCAGGGACCUUGCGGUCAGAUCGUAUCCAUCCAGCAGGUCCUCUCACCAUGCAUGACCUGAUGCAGAUCCUGCCCAUCAUGGAUCUUGUGCUGGUGGUGGAGGCCACAGGACAGCAGCUGUAUGAGGGCCUGGAGAAUAGUGUUAAAAACUAUCCAGCUCUGGAUGGCAGAUUUCUGCAAGUUGCUGGAAUCGAGUUUGGUUUUGAUCCCAAUGGAAAACCUGGCCAUCGUGUCAUUGUUGAAACUGUGAUGGUACAAGGAAAGAGUCUGGACAUGAACAGAAUAUACCUGGUGGCAAUGAAAGAAUAUCUCACAAAGGGGAAGGAUGGCUAUUCCAUGUUCACGGGCUGCAGGCAGAGGGUAGGCAUAGAAAGUGGCCAGGUCCUCUCCACCAUCCUUAUCAACCACUUUGAGUCUUUUCAGAUUGUCAAAGGCCUGAAGACUUCCAAGUCAAGCCACAGAAUGGGGCUCAUCAAGGUCUCCAGGAGCCCCUCACUGACCUGUAUAGAGAGAAGUGUGACUGAGACGCUGGAGGGAGAGGCAGAGGCACCAGUGGGGGUGGCCAUGGUGCCAGGAGUGGAGGGCAGGAUAUUCCACAUCCCAAAUGAGAAACCAUUACCAUAA